Sphaeroforma arctica JP610 is the source of this 239-nucleotide messenger RNA. RefSeq lists its product as hypothetical. NCBI's taxonomy places the organism in Eukaryota, Ichthyosporea, Ichthyophonida. The record is from RefSeq and is a predicted model, not a curated record. The transcript is spliced from 2 exons. The annotation marks the transcript as partial.
AUGACAACUGCAGCUCUCGUGUUUGCACACCUUUCCAAAGAGAAAUCGACUGAUCGCGAGCAACUGCGGUGGAAGGGAUACAACGCCGAAAAUGAGUUCAACCGCAUGGGCAUACCCAACGAACGGGUACGACUCACAACAGCCAAUAAGAAGUACGCAUUGUGCGAGACCUAUCCCCGUACUCUGGCUGUGGCAGCGUACCUGAAAGACGAUCAACUACCGAAACUAGCGAGUUUCAG